AUGUCGAUGUCUGAUGCUGGAUCCGGUUCCGUACGGUCAUCGAGGGCAAGGCCUUUACCCUGCCUUGCUGGACCUUCCGGCUUAGAACCUUUACACUCGAAGGUUGCAAAUUCCGCCGCCAGAAAUCCCUUUUCGUAUGGUUUCGUGAUAAGCGUCCAUGAAUCCGAGUAUGCAUUCCUUCACUUCCUCUUUGGUCUUUUCCAUCUGGCAGCGAACGACAUUUCGAAUCAGCUCGGCGUUUGCGCAGAAGCCCAGACACUCCCUGGAAAGCAUCAUCAUAUCGAGACAACGUCUACGGAACUCGCACAUGGCUCGCCUGAACCCUCCAUCACCUCGAAGCUUGCCACGCUGACCGAGCCGGAGUUGGUGCGCUACAAAAUAGAGUACGCCGGCCGGGAGUCUGGUUCCGUGUUCGUUGACGGCAGACGCGCGCCGCUUGAUACGUCGAAGGAGCACCCGGUUUUCGAGUACGUCGACGUCCGGCUGCCCAGCAAGGACACGGUAGACACGAGAACAAAACAAGAAGACAUCUCCAAGACCGACAAUGGCAAAGGACAUGCAUACAUCAACAUCCUCUCACCUUCCGUCGCCGAGGCUUUGCGUUGUGUCGUCGACUAUUUCCCAGAUCUUGACUUUUCCGAGAACAUUAUCAAGAUCCCCGAACCUUACUCGGUAUUCGUAUUUUUCGAAAAGGAGCUGACGGAAUACCGGGAACGGGUGGCAAAGCUUGCCCAAGUCGAGUCAUCCACCUGCCCUAAUCGAUGGGCAGCCAAACACAUCGCCAUCGUCCAGGACUUUACUACAAGCCACGGGCGGACGUCUACUACGACCUUCACGAUUACGGCGAGCACGAGCCCUAUGUUGUCUCGACCGUACAAUUCAAACUUGUCAAGGGCGCCACAGACUCCUACGAACUCUGCUUGUGGAAUAUCGAUGCCGACUCUACCUGGGUUGGUCCCCUGGAAGUUGAGAUGGAGAUACAGCCGUUUUGCCGGAGAGAAGCGGACCCCGGAGCUUAGAGCAUUCCCGUGCGAGUACUUGCGGUUUGCUGAUGACAUCGAUGAGGAAGAGGUCGCAGCCGUCAAACAGUACUUCGUAAAUCGAGGAAAGAAGUGGUACAACCUGCGACGGGGGGUCCGGUGCAGUCACUUUGACGGCUUCACAAUCAUUUUCCCAAGGCGCGAUUUCACUAUAGCGCAAGGCGCGGAGCGGAGGGUACUCAGUCCAGGCCUGAAGCAACCCUCAGGUCCACUGCGGAUCUGCACUUGCGCAGACUGCGGAGACAAUCUACCGGCACGCAGUGGUGCCCAAGUUCUCGGAUUAUACCAAGACAUUGGGGUCAAGCCCGAGACUAUUGAAGCCAACCUGCUCAUGUGGUUCAAGGCCGCAGAGAACUGGGGCGCCAUCAUGCUCAUCGAUGAAGCCGACAUCUAUAUGGAGCAGAGACAGAUCCACUACCCCGAGUUUGAGGAUGAAGACCGGGAUCGCCUUUGGGAUACCUUCUUUCACAAGCUCGAGGAGGACAGAGAGGCGACGAUGCGGAUUACGCAGACAGCCAAGGAUUACGUGCAGUCGCAGGAGCUACGGGCCUUAAGGUGGAACGGUAGAGAAAUCAGAAACGCGUUCCAGGUUGCUGUGGCCCUGGCCGAGGCCAAGAACCAGAAGGACAAGGAGGGUCGCGUGGUGAUUCAGUCGGACCAUAUCAAGGCAUCGGUGCAUAUGUCGAGAGAAUUUGGGGGGUACCUUGCGAAGGUUCACAAGGGAGACCUCAGCAAGAGGGCGUCGCUGCUGGGCAACAGGUACGAUGCUUUUGGCAAGGAGGCAUCCGGUACGACCAAGUAUUAG
This is a messenger RNA of Chaetomium globosum CBS 148.51, 1845 nucleotides long. RefSeq lists its product as uncharacterized. Bases 1 to 1845 code for a protein of 614 amino acids. The record is from RefSeq and is a predicted model, not a curated record. Lineage: Eukaryota; Fungi; Ascomycota; Sordariomycetes; Sordariales; Chaetomiaceae. The transcript has 7 exons.